This is a messenger RNA of Pezoporus occidentalis (night parrot), 6362 nucleotides long. It is a transcript of the gene SEC24A, whose product is annotated as SEC24 homolog A, COPII coat complex component. The coding region runs from base 118 to 3444 and encodes 1108 amino acids. The record is from RefSeq and is a predicted model, not a curated record. Gene Ontology annotation, cellular component: endoplasmic reticulum exit site; COPII vesicle coat. The transcript is spliced from 23 exons. Gene Ontology annotation, biological process: endoplasmic reticulum to Golgi vesicle-mediated transport; intracellular protein transport; COPII-coated vesicle cargo loading. Gene Ontology annotation, molecular function: zinc ion binding; SNARE binding. NCBI's taxonomy places the organism in Eukaryota, Metazoa, Chordata, Aves, Psittaciformes, Psittacidae.
GCCUGCGCGCGCCGCCCGGUAGUUCCGGUGCGGGGCCGGCCCGUCCCGUUCCUCCUCCUUUGAGCCGGGCCGGGCGCCGCCACACGGGCACAGCCGAGCCGAGCCGAGCCCGCCGCCAUGGCCCAGCCCGCCAGGCCCCCCGCUGGCUACCCCAGCCACAACGGCGCUGGCCAGCAGCCCUACAGCAACGUUUUUUCUCUUCCAGGUCCUGUUCAGAAUCAGCUGAUGCAUUCACCGGAUGGCCAAGGAUACAGCCCUUCAGUUCCAGGAUCGUAUUCCCAUCAGACUCCGGCCAAGGUUCCUCCACAUCCAUCUUUGGGACAGUAUAACUAUAGUGGCUCUCAGAAUGUUUCUCAAUUAAACAGUUACCAAGGACCUGGGCAGACUCUCAACAGACCCCCACUGGCACCUUUUUCUGGGUCCCCAGUACAACAGACAGGUCCUGCUCCACAAGUGCUGCUGCCUCCAUUGCAAAACUCAGCUGCUAUAUCAUCUGCUGGUAGCUUUCCUCCUGGAGCUACCCCACUAGUGCUUUCAAACUGGCAGUACAGCCAGGCUCCCACAAGCCAGCCCCUUGGGUCUCAAACAAGCCAUUUGGCACAUGUGACGGGGACAGGGUCACCCCAGCCACUGUCAUCGUUAUCAGGAAAUACAAAUCCUCCAGGAAGUUAUCAAUAUGCUGCUUCUCCAGGAGGUCCCCCGCUUCAGAACAGCUACAUGAAGCCAGGAUCUGCUCCUCCACCAGUGACUCAGCCUUUAACUCCGCUCCACCCUCCUGCAAGGCCACCCUUAGGGCCUCCACCAGUUGGUGGUCCACCUUUAAUUAGGCCUUCAACCUUGACAGCUGGACCACCUAAUACACAGUCCCUGCUAAACUCAACUGCAAGUCAAGAAGGUGAUGCUACAUCUGCUGCCAGUGAUGGGGCUGCAGUGCAGAACAGCUACGAUGCACUAGAAGGUGGUGGCCUCACAGCAACUCCACAUCCUUCUCCUGCACCCCCAAAUGUUAAGAUGAACAGAAGUGUUGGGUAUUCUUACCCUGCCUUACCUCCAGGCUACCAAAAUACUUCUGCACCCGGAGCACCAGGAAUGCAAGCAUCUGCUUUGCAAUAUCCAGAUGGAUCAAAACAUUUCCACCAGCCUGCCCUGGGCACUAAUCACCUAAGUGCAUCUAUGGGUGCCCUGAGUCUACAGCAAGAAGGAUUAAGACCUGUGAAUCUUCUUCAAGAAAGAAAUAUUCUUCCAACAACCCUCUUGAAGGCUCCAGUCCCAAACUUGCAUGAGGACAUCCAGAAGCUCAACUGUAAUCCUGAGUUGUUCCGCUGUACCCUGACUAACAUUCCUCAAACUCAGGCCUUACUGAAUAAAGCCAAACUUCCUUUGGGGCUCCUGCUUCAUCCUUUCAAAGACUUAUCGCAAUUGCCAGUGGUCACUUCAAGUACUAUUGUGAGAUGCCGCUCCUGUCGGACAUACAUUAACCCUUUUGUCAGCUUUCUAGACCAAAGGAGAUGGAAAUGCAAUCUGUGCUAUAGAGUGAAUGAUGUUCCUGAAGAAUUCAUGUAUAAUCCUGUGACAAGAGUUUAUGGAGAACCUCAUAAAAGACCUGAAGUCCAGAAUGCUACAAUUGAGUUUAUGGCUCCAUCUGAAUACAUGCUGCGUCCACCUCAGCCACCCGUGUACCUCUUUGUGUUUGAUGUCUCUCAUAAUGCAGUAGAGACAGGAUACUUGAAUACAGUCUGCCAGACGUUGUUAGACAAUCUUGACUUGCUUCCUGGGAACACUAGAACAAAAAUAGGCUUCAUAACGUUUGACAGCACAAUCCAUUUCUACAGUCUUCAGGAAGGUCUCUCUCAGCCUCAGAUGCUUAUUGUUUCAGAUAUUGAAGAUGUAUUUAUCCCAAUGCCAGAAAACUUAUUAGUGAAUUUAAAUGAAAAUAAAGAGCUAAUUCAAGACCUGCUGAAGGCCUUGCCACAGAUGUUUACCAAGUCCCUGGAAACUCAGAGUGCCCUGGGGCCUGCACUACAGGCUGCCUUUAAACUGAUGUCCCCUACUGGAGGUAGAAUCUCUGUCUUCCAGACACAGCUUCCAUCUGUGGGAAUGGGAGCGCUGAAGUCACGAGAAGAGCCAAACCAAAGAGCAACAGCAAAGGAUAUACACCUGACGCCAUCGACUGAUUUUUACAAGAAGUUAGCCUUGGACUGCUCAGGGCAACAGGUUGCAGUGGAUUUAUUUCUUCUUAGUGGACAAUAUUCAGACUUGGCUUCUCUAGGUUGUAUAUCAAGGUAUUCUGCAGGUAGUGUCUACUACUACCAGUCUUACCACCAUAAACACAACCCUGUUCAGGUGGAGAAGUUGCAAAAGGAACUGAAGCGAUACCUAACUAGAAAGAUCGGGUUUGAGGCUGUCAUGAGGAUAAGAUGCACCAAAGGUCUCUCCAUUCACACUUUCCAUGGGAACUUCUUUGUACGAUCUACAGACUUGUUGUCAUUACCCAACGUGAACCCAGAUGCAGGAUAUGCUGUGCAAAUGUCAGUAGAAGAGAGUCUUACUGAUAUGCAGGUUGUUUCCUUUCAGUCAGCUCUCCUGUACACAUCCAGCAAAGGUGAAAGACGGAUUCGUGUCCACACUAUGUGUUUACCUGUUGUGACAACACUGAGCGAUGUCUACCUAGGGGCAGAUGUACAGGCCAUCACGGGGCUGUUAGCCAAUAUGGCUGUGGACCGGUCAGUCUCCGCUACGUUGAGCGAUGCUCGGGAUGCUCUGGUCAAUGCAGUGAUAGACUCUUUAUCUGCUUAUCGCUCAGCAGUCCUGAGCAUUCAACAGCCUGGUCUCACAGCCCCCUCCUCGCUACGGCUCUUCCCACUUUAUGUACUGGCACUCUUAAAACAGAAAGCAUUUCAAACCGGGACGAGCACACGUUUAGAUGAACGCAUUUUUACCAUGUGUCAAGUGAAGAACCAGCCCCUUGUUUACCUCAUGCUCAUGACACAUCCCAGCCUCUACAGAGUCGAUAACCUCACAGAUGAGGGGGCUCUUAACAUAAACGACAGAACUAUACCUCAGCCACCCCUUCUCCAGCUGUCAGUGGAGAAGUUGAGCAGGGAUGGUGCUUACCUUAUGGAUGCUGGCUCUGUAAUGUUUCUGUGGAUUGGGAAGAACUGUGGGCAGAGCUUUAUCAGCCAAGUCCUUGGAGUUCCCAAUUAUGGCUCGAUACCACAGAACAUGACACAUCUCCCAGAACUUGACACUGCAGAAUCCAUCAGAAUAACAGCUUUCAUUUCUUGGCUGAGAGAACAGAGACCUUUCUUCCCUAUACUAUAUAUAAUAAAGGAUGACAGUCCAUUGAAAUCAAGUUUUCUGCAAAAUAUGAUUGAAGACAGAACAGAAUCAGCCUUAUCAUACUAUGAAUUCCUCCUUCAUAUACAGCAGCAAGUGAAUAAAUGAAACGCUAGCCUUUGGCUCACUUCUUUAAGGAAAGAUUUUGCAGUAAAGAACGAUUGUGCUUGUAAUAUCUUCAUUAAAUCUGUGGCCUGAGGCAGUUGAUGAGAAGUUCUCACUGUGAUUUCAACGAACUAAAGCAAAUAAAGGACCACAUCUGAGAAUCAAAUGUGCUACUACAUAAUAUUAUACCUUAAAAAAAAGGAAAAUCAAACUGUUGGAACUGGUUGAGCACCUUUAAUUUGCUGCAAAUCAUGUUUUUACUGUAAGUAGUUGCAGCAUGAAGUAUAUUUACAAAGGCAAUACUGAAAAGGUGAAAUACAUUUUGUAAAAUAAAGAGUUCUUUGUUGUUCAAAAUGUAUAUUUCUGUAACUCUUUGCCUUUUUCUUGUUCUUGUUCCUUUUUUUUUUUUUUUGCUGCUAGAUACAAAACCUCACAAUACUGAUCAUGAUUUGCAGGGAAAUUGUUUUAAGUGCAUCCAGUGAUUACAGACAGAGCAUCUCAGUGUUCAAACUUAAAGUAGCAAUGAACAACUGUUCAUUGUGAAAUGAACAAAUACUUGUGAAGUGUAGAAUCCAGGGAUUGUGGCUAACAGGACUAAAGGUGAGCUUAACCUGGACAUGAUGGCUGAGUUUGAUAAAGCUUUUAAUAAGUCAGUAUUCGAAUUAAAAAAGAGAGGAGUGGGUUCUGUAUGAGAACAUCUUAAUGUCAGUGGCUGACAUAGCAGCAAAAGUAGACUUAGAUGGCAAACGUUUUUCUUCAGUGAAAGGAAUAGUUGGCAUUUCAGUUUGUGAAUGGGUGGGAGGGGAAGGGCAAGGAAGGUUCUCUCAGACCUUUUGGUUUAUGUUUAGUAGACUUUCGGCUCUUGUUUACAUUAACUGAAUGUUUAGCCCCUAAAAUCUAGUGUGUUUCUGAAGCAAGUUUGUGUGGCAGCACUUCAAACCUAAUGCUUUGAGACCGCAUUGAAUAUCCUGAGGUUAAAAUUCAAAAAGACAUUCUUUUUCCAAAGACAAACAUAUUUUACAUUGCAGAUUCGUGGGUGGUUUGAGACACACUUGAAGUUUUCUGUUCGUUUUUGUUUGUAAUGAGCCCAGGUCCAAAGCCAGGGUUCACCAAAUAAGAGCUUUAAAUAUACUCUCAGAUCCCUGCCAGAGCUUCAGAGGGAAGGUGACAUUGGCCUUGAAGUGAAAGUUUAUAUACGGAAAUACUUAGAUCAUUUUAAGAGUGCAUUGAUCAUUGUCCUGUGGUGGAGAUUAAGCUAUCACUGAUAGCUACCAACAUAAAGAAUAUUGAAGUUACGGUAUCCCAAUGCCUGUGGAAGUGUUUCAUAUGGACAAACCUUGGUUUGCUUUUUUGUUUGUGAUAAAGGACUUGCAAAACCUACUUCCUAGGGCAAGUAACUUGCACAGGUAAACUGCUUGUAAGUGUUCAGACAUGCACUGUGAUGAGGUUAGUUAACUUACAUUUGUGAUACAGAUGUCCAAGGGCAUCGUAGGUAAUCAUUUGCUGCCUUUUCAUGCUGUAGCUGCACGUGGUUGUCAGGAGUUGCCUUACUUCAGGGGAGUUCCUUGAGGGAAGAUGUUCUUGUCGCUUGAGCACAGGAAGCUGAAUUUCAGAACAAUGUCUAAAAUAGCAUGAAAAGACUAUUAGAGAAUCAGUUGAAGCUUCCCUGUCUGCUCCCCCCCUUCAAAUAGGAGUAUAUUUACUUGAAGAGCUUGUCAGAGAAUUGCACAGUUUUGAAGUCAUAGUGAAGAGGUUUUUAAGUUUUCACACCCUGAUUUAACCUUUUUCCUGGGGGAAAGGGGUCUCUUCAUUUAAAUCAUAAAUGGAAGCUAUGCACUUGCAUAGGUGAUGACUUAAAUUUGUGGUUUUGGGUAUACUACCACUCAGAUGUUGAAAAUCAUCCUUGUACCUUAACAGCCCCCCCAAAGUGUCUCUUACUAUGACUGUAUUUUGUUACUAUAUCCCUUACUCUUUCAAGACAUAAAUGUUGGAGAUGGCCUCAUUGCUUUAUGUACACCAGACUAAUGGCUAAAGAUGUCAAUCUUUGUGGCAAUUAACAGCUUUGAAUUAGAGUCCCUAAGUUUUACAGAGCAAAACAUGAUAAGAAUCAAAUCUUGGAGUCCUCUUUGCUUUGGAAGGAAUUCAGUGUUGAGCUUUGUUACUAUAUUCCCUAUCAGUGGGAAAGCCUGCUGGUUUGCCCUCUAUUGCUGUAGGGGCAGUACAGGACAGAUGAACACAGAAACUACUUAUGAUUUGUCACUUUUACCUACAACUGGAAAAUAAGGACACUGAAGAUGAACUGCCAAAACGGGCAGGAGUGACUCUGGUACUGAGAUCUUAGCACCACAACUCGACCACUGAAAAUGGUCUCUAUUUUUCCAGUUGAAGACUCUUUUUGUUGAAUUCUAUCUGUAUUUGACACAUUAGUGUUCAGCCAACAUUGUUACCAUCCAUUUUACUUUGCUUUCAUUCUCGUUUUUAAUUUAAUCUCUUUGAGUCUGACUCCACAUAGACUGUGUUGCAAUAACUAGAAUGAUUCACUUUUAUUUAGCAUUAACUUCUUAACAGAAUUUAAUCAAAGACACAGAAUGGCUGUUAAGUAAGGGACCAUUAAAUGUGAUUUUAAGGUUCUGUUUACUAUUAUGGAUGUAAUCCUUAUAGUAAAUUUAAUUUUGUAAAGUAGUGUAUAAUAUUGUAAUAUUAAAUCUUUGUUUUCUGAACUCAAACAUAUGAUCUUCAGUAUGAAGUGAUAAAUCUUCCCCCCUUCUGAAUCUGAGACAGGAUUUACUUGUCCGCCUUUUUACAGUUUGUAAUUUUCACUGUUUUAUUCCUGUAAAAAGUCAUUUGUAACACAUGCAAAUGCUUAUUUUAUCUGUGCUAAUUUAUCAGAUUUGGCUACUCAAUAAAAUUAAUUGAAAGAA